Bolinopsis microptera is the source of this 1275-nucleotide messenger RNA. Its product is annotated as WD repeat-containing protein 53-like. Gene Ontology annotation, molecular function: protein binding. The transcript has 11 exons. Lineage: Eukaryota; Metazoa; Ctenophora; Tentaculata; Lobata; Bolinopsidae. The record is from RefSeq and is a predicted model, not a curated record. The coding region runs from base 15 to 1214 and encodes 399 amino acids.
AAUUAGGUGAGAAAAUGGCGAUAGGGUCGGAGAUAGAUAACGAGCGGAUUGAGUACCACAACAACACGGUACUGACUGUAGCUUGUUGCACCGAAGAUCAUACUGUUCUCUCAGGAGCGGAGGAUGGUUCUGUGGCCCUAUUUUCCAGUAAAGAUAACACUCUUCUUCAUCGCAUAACACCUGGUCCUGUUGACCCUGUAAACUGUGUUACGUUUAACCCGAGGGAAACUGCUAAAUUUUACUGUGCUCUUGGUGAGAAGAUCUUUGUUUACGAUAAAAGACAACUGAACGAUGUGUGUGACACAUAUGCGUAUCACGAGGAAGAGAUUAACCAAGUAGCUGUAGAUGAAAAAGGGCAGUACAUGGUAUCUUGUGACGAUGACGGUACAGUGAUAUGUUUAGACCUCACUAAGUCAGGAGGGAAGAGUGUCAGUAAACACACCUUACACGACAAUAUAUGUGCUUCUGUGCAAUGGUGUUUAGUAAACACACUUUACACGACAAUAUAUGUGCUUCUGUGCAAUGGGUAUGUAGUGUUUAGUAAACACACUUUACACGACAAUAUAUGUGCUUCUGUGCAAUGGGUAUGUAGUGUCAGUAAACACACGCUACACGACAAUAUAUGUGCUUCUGUGCAAUGGGUACCAGGCAGGAGCUCGGAGAUAGUGUCAGGUGGUAUGGACUGUAAAAUACACCACAGAGACGUGUACAAGAGCCGUCCCUUGAAGACCCUGACAGAGAAGACAGAGCAGCAGGGGAUACACAUUAUAAACCCACCUUUUGUCAACUGCGUUUCUACUUAUUGGGGCUCCAGGUAUAUGGUAGCGGGGUACGGUAGCGGAACUGUUAAAGUCUGGCGACUAGGAUCCAAGAAAGUCGGCUACGUUCCUUUCAAAUCUUUACCACGUCACAACGCCGGCGCAGGUUGUGUGUGUCUGGUAGACGGUACGACUGUCGUCUCCGGUGGUAACGAUGGUUUUAUUCACAUCUCUGAACUUGAGAGAGGGCACACUAACGGACACACUAACGGACACUGUAACGGGCAUUCUGACAACAUAGCGAGUGACGAUGACGCUGAUAUAGACGACACCUGCACCUUCAAACUCCUUCACGGACACAAGAUUAACUGGUUAUCCGGCUUCAGGGACACUUCGUGUAUCAUCCUGUACGCGUGUGAUGAAAGUAACGUGGUUACUAAGUACUCUAUUAGGUGACCUGGUCACGUGGGAUGAAAGUAACUAGGGAGUUUAGUAACCAGGGAGUUUAGUAACCAAG